Juglans regia (Persian walnut) is the source of this 555-nucleotide messenger RNA. Its product is annotated as protein FAR1-RELATED SEQUENCE 5-like. The transcript has 3 exons. The coding region runs from base 1 to 555 and encodes 184 amino acids. The record is from RefSeq and is a predicted model, not a curated record. NCBI's taxonomy places the organism in Eukaryota, Viridiplantae, Streptophyta, Magnoliopsida, Fagales, Juglandaceae.
AUGUUUGGGCGUGCCCCUUCAACGAUAAUUACCGAUGAUAACAAGGCGAUGGCUAAGGCAAUUGUAGAGAGGAGUGAAAGCAUGAACAAAUUUUUCAAAGAUUAUGUUCGUUCAAGCACUAUGGUUAGUGACUUUGUGCAUCAGUAUGAAAAAGCUGUAGAUGCACGUUACUUUAAAGAAAAAGAGAAGGAUGUGCGGACAAAAUCUAUGCAGGCGAUAAUGAAGACACCUUUUAAAAUUGAAGAGGAGGCGGCGAUUGUUUAUACAAGAAAGUCUUUCACGAUCUUCCAAGAUAAGCUGUUCAAUAGUCUACGGUACCAAGCAAGAAAAUUGUAUGUGAGUGGUGAUGCCAAGACAUAUGGAGUGACAGCCCAUUGUAAAGAAACACCUAUUUACCAUGUGACUUUGGAGGGUGAUGAAGGACAUGCCAUAUGUGGGAGUUUAUGGGGAUUCUUUGUAGGCACAUCUUAUGUGUUUUUGGCAAGAAAGCGAAGGAAGGUUUUUAAGAACGGUGAGGAGAAGCUAAAGGUUUUGAGUCAGACGAGGAGAAGCUGA